UGUAGUUUGGGUAGACUUCUCUAGAUGCUCUAAACCUCUGUUGAGACUAUAAUGCCACAUCUAUUCAGUUGGCAAUCUGUCGCAAAAAAUGUACGCUGGAAAAUACUUACUCCUCUGCUCUCUGCUGUUACUUGUUAUGCAGCCAUGCUUUUGUAUUGACUCCAUCACACAAAAUCAGCCUCUUAAAGAUGGUGAAUUUCUCCUCUCCCAGGGUGAAAUCUUCCAGCUUGGAUUCUUUUCUCGCGGUACCUCUGGCAACCGUUAUGUUGGUAUCUGGUAUAAUAAAAUUCCGGAAAAAAAUGUUGUCUGGGUGGCCAACAGAGAUAGUCCAAUGAGAAACACUUCUGGUGUUCUGUCUGUGGAUAAAACAGGGCAGCUUGUUUUAUUUUACAGUGAAGCGCCACAAGUUUUGAUCUGGUCAAGUAACAUUUCGUAGUCUGGAGAUAGGAAUUACUCAGCUAGGUUACUUGAUACUGGAAAUUUUGUGGUGUUUAAGGAUCAAUAUAGUGAAAAGAAUAUUUUAUGGCAAGGCUUUGAUCAUCCGACGGAUACUUUUCUUGCAGCUAUGAAGCUUGGGUGGAAUAAAAGGACGCGAGAAAAUAAGUUCAUUACUUCUUGGAAGUCACGUGACAAUCCGGAAACAGGUCAAUAUUCUUUUAGAUUAAAUGUUACUGGAUCCGCCGCCCAGUUGUACAUUUUGAAUGGUUUGACACCUGUACUAAGAGCAGGACCGUGGAAUGGCAUUACGUUUAGUGGUCUACCUGGGUAUACAGUAAGUCCUGUUAAUGACAUUUCCAGUUUGUACUAUAUUGAUAAUGAAGAAGAGAUGGCGAUAUACUAUAGUGUUAAUGAUCCUACAUUUUACACAAGACUUGUAAUUAAUGAUGAAGGCUUCGCAGAGAGGCUAAAUUGGAACACAGGAUUGCAAAAAUGGGAUGUUUUCUGGACAGGACCAAACGGUCAGUGUGAUAAGUAUGCAAAUUGUCGUGCAUUUAGUAUUUGUGACCCGAAUAAAGUGGCUGACCAAGGUUGCCAGUGUCUGCCAGGAUAUAAAGACAAGUCUGACUCGCCCACAAACACAUUUCAGGGGUGUGUGGCGAAGUCUGAGGCCCUCCUAUGUCGAAAUGGAGAAGGGUUUAUAGAGGUUCCAGGAGUUAAGGUACCGGACGCUGCAAAAGCACAAUUUGAUUUGGAUUUGGGAAUUAAUGAGUGCAAGGACUUUUGCUUAAAUAACUGCUCCUGUACAGCGUACACGAGUGCUAAUAUUAGUAGUGGUAAGGGUUGUCUAACAUGGUAUGGAGAACUCGUAGAUGUACGAUACUUCUCUGAAAGAGGCCAGGUACUCUAUUUACGGGCGGAUUCCAGCGAAUUAGCUAAGGACUCAAAGAAGCGACUCCUCGUACUUGUGCUCCCAGUACUUGUCAGUAUCUUCUUGCUCAUCCUUUUAUUGGUAUACUGGUUUUGGUGGAAGAAGAAACAAAGAGAAGGAAACCUCGAUUUUUCUCAAGGUUCUGGAAAUAGUGAGAUGUCAUUUAUGGAAGGGCACGCGGAUGUACUUGCAAUGAAUGAAAGAGGAACAGAGGUGAUCUGCUUUUCGCUUAGCACAAUGGUUGCAGCCACGGACAAUUUUUCAUUUUCUAAUAAGCUAGGAGAAGGUGGCUUUGGCACAGUAUAUAAGGGGCAACUGCAAGGCGGACAAGAAAUUGCAGUGAAAAGAUUAUCAGUUACAUCGAACCAAGGUCUAGAGGAAUUCAAAAAUGAAAUCAUUCUUAUAGCAAAACUUCAGCACAGGAAUCUAGUAAGACUGUUAGGAUAUUGCUACCAACAAGAGAAAAUGUUAAUCUACGAGUACCUGCCCAACAGAGGAUUAGAUUGCUUCAUUUUUGCAAAAACGUCGAUGCUAAACUGGCGCACCCGCUUUAAUAUUGCAAUGGGAAUUGCUCGAGGCAUGAUAUAUCUUCACCACGAUUCCAGAUUAAGAAUCAUUCACAGGGAUUUGAAAGCCAGCAACGUGUUACUCGAUGCAUCCAUGAAUCCAAAAAUAUCAGAUUUUGGAAUGGCAAGAAUAGUUGGCAGUGAUCAAAAUGAAGACACUACGAGGAGAGUUGUUGGAACAUAUGGUUACAUGGCACCUGAGUAUGCCAUGGAAGGACUUUUCUCAAUCAAAUCGGAUGUGUUCAGCUAUGGCGUUCUACUAUUAGAAAUAAUCAGUGGCAGGAGAAACACCAGUACUUUUGACGCUGGAAAAUCUGUGAAUUUAGUUGGUCAUGUCUGGGAUCGGUGGCUAGAAAGCAAACCUUUGGAAAUAGUUGAUGCAUCAUUGGCUGAAUCGUUUGAUGUUAGUGAAGUUUUAAGAUGCAUUCAUGUAGGAUUGUUGUGUGUACAAGAAUCUUCUGCUGUUAGGCCAACUAUGUCGGAGGCAGCCUCUAUGCUGUGUAACGAAAGAGCUACUCCAUCUCCCGUGGAACAGCCUGCAUUCAUAAAUAGAGCACAGGUAUAUUUUGGAACUUUGAAGUCAUCAAGUUCCUCUUCAAGAACUGGAGCUACUGCUGCUACUGAAAUGACAACAGCUAUAUCUGAAGGUCGAUAGAUUUGUGGUAACUUUAAUCAUAAAUUUUUAAUUAGUUGAAAUGGUUUGAUAGUCAUGUAAUUAUUUUUCAUUUUUCAGAAGAAGCUAUGUGAAUUUGUGACGAUAGCAAUCUAUUCGAUACAUUAAUUUCUAUGCAGUGUGAAGAAAAUUUUGUACAGUUUUA
Molecule: messenger RNA, 2753 nt
Organism: Daucus carota subsp. sativus
Lineage: Eukaryota; Viridiplantae; Streptophyta; Magnoliopsida; Apiales; Apiaceae
Product: G-type lectin S-receptor-like serine/threonine-protein kinase At1g11410
Exons: 7
Coding region: 566-2590 (674 amino acids)
Biological process (GO): recognition of pollen; protein phosphorylation
Molecular function (GO): protein kinase activity; ATP binding
Source: RefSeq, a predicted model, not a curated record